AUGAAAUUUGAUCCUAAGGAUGAAAUUAAGGCAAAAAAAGCCGACCACCCGAAAAUAUCCAAGGUGACUGUUCAUCCUCUAGUUCUGCUUGGUGUCGUUGAUCACUUUAAUCGAGUGGGUAAAAUCAGUGGAGGUCAAAAACGCGUUGUGGGUGUCUUACUAGGUGCGUUGCGUGGAAGUACCCUUGACGUCAGCAACUGUUUUGCAGUUCCCUUCGAGGAGGAUCUAACGGACCCGAAUGUUUGGUUCCUUGACAAUGAUUAUCUUGAGAAUAUGUUUUCAAUGUUCAAGAAAGUGAAUGCUCGUGAACGCAUCGUUGGUUGGUACCACUCCGGGCCAAAACUUUGCACAAAUGACAUCAAGAUCAAUGAACUUUUCCGAAAGUAUACGUCAAACUCAGUUCUUGUUGUGGUUGACGUUAAAACGAAUGAAAGCGACGGAAUCCCCACUGAGGCCUAUAUCGCAGUCGAGGAGGUCCACGAUGAUGGAACUCCAACGACAAAAACAUUUGAUCACCUCCUCUCCGAAAUCGGCGCGGAAGAAGCUGAGGAAGUUGGUGUGGAGCACCUCUUAAGGGACAUAAAGGAUUCCUCUUUGGGCAGUUUGACGCAACGAAUUGACGCUAAGAUCAGUGGUCUGAGUGGAAUGCUUCGUCAGCUGGAAGAAAUUCAGGAGUACCUCCAGCUGGUCACCACUAAACAGAUUCCAAUCAACCACCAGGUGAUGUAUAAGUUGCAGGACAUGUUUAACCUCCUUCCUGACGUGCGCCUGCAAGACAUGGUACGAUCCCUCAACAUGACUUCGAACGAUCAAAUGCUCGUCAUCUAUGUCGCCUCCGUUAUGCGAGCGGUUUUGGCCCUGCACGAUCUGAUCAACAACAAACUGGCUAAUCGAGAGAGCGAGAGGAAUGAGGAUGAAGGGAAGAAGAACGCCAAGCCGGCCGUAGCUGGAGACCAACCGAAGGACGAGGCGGAAAAAAUAGCAGAAAAGAAGAUUUAA
Messenger RNA from Echinococcus granulosus, 999 nucleotides. Its product is annotated as 26S proteasome non-ATPase regulatory subunit 7. Gene Ontology annotation, molecular function: metallopeptidase activity; protein binding. Lineage: Eukaryota; Metazoa; Platyhelminthes; Cestoda; Cyclophyllidea; Taeniidae. Gene Ontology annotation, cellular component: proteasome regulatory particle; proteasome complex. Bases 1 to 999 code for a protein of 332 amino acids. Gene Ontology annotation, biological process: proteasome-mediated ubiquitin-dependent protein catabolic process. The record is from RefSeq and is a predicted model, not a curated record. The transcript is spliced from 5 exons.